GCGGGCGGGGCGGAAGGAAGCGUUUCCCUGGAGACGGGCGGGCGGAGGGCAGGCCAUGGCGGCGCGGCGCUGAGCGGCGUGCUUUGAAAAGAAGAAAUCACCACUGACAGCAGCAGCUUCCCCUCCAGCCUGGCUAUGCAGUGAAGAUGGAGACUUCUGAUGAGGAAAACUUCACUGUAGCCAUCUCCUCCCCUUCUGACGCUGAGUUUGAUGCAGUCGUUGGGUAUCUGGAGGAUAUUAUUAUGGAUGAUGAUUUCCAGUUAAUACAGAGGACUUUCAUGGAGAAGCACUACCAGGAGUUUGAUGACUCAGAAGAAAACAAGCUCAUCUAUACUUCUAUUUUUAAUGAAUAUAUCUCUUUGGUAGAGAAACACAUCGAAGAGAAACUGCUCGAUCGGAUCCCUGGCUUUGACAUGACAGCUUUCACCCUGUCACUGCAACAGCACAAAGAUGAAAUGGCAGGUGACAUAUUUGAUAUGCUUCUCACUUUCACUGACUUUCUGGCUUUCAAAGAAAUGUUCUUGGAUUACAGAGCUGAAAAAGAAGGUCGAAGCUUGGAUUUAAGCAGUGGGUUGGUGGUGACUUCAUUAAACAAAUCAUCAGUGUCCUCCUCCUAGGACAGCUCUUGCACUGCUCUCCUUCUCCAGCUGGUGCUGCUGCUCUCAUUUGGACAUUAAAGCACUAAAGAUCGUGGGAAUCCAGGUGCUUUUAUGUGAUGGAAACUCCUUCACCCUCCACCUUCAGAGGCCUCACCCUAAAAACACCUGCCUGUAAAAUCUGAUUCUGUUCAGUGAGCACAGAAGAAUAUUCACCUCUCCCAGAGUAAAUGUGUUUCAGAAAUGCCCGUGACAGAGACACCCCCAAACACAAGGAAGCUGACCAAGAAUGAAUAUUUAUUCCAAAUAACCAACCCUCCAAUAAAUACCACAGCUUGGGAUGUCAGCUGGGAAUAUCAAUGCACUACACCCCAAUUGCUUAAGAAUUGCAAAGAUUUUUUGACUAGUCCUAACAUAGAUAAUCAUGACAUGGAUGAUCAUCAUCAUCUCAGACACAAGGGAAGCCCUUCCCCUCAGGCUCCUGGAAUCACUUGCCCAAUCUUUAAGGUCCCUUCCAACUCAAACCAUUCUGUGAUGUAUCUAGGAGAAACACAUUGCUCCCCAAAGAUGAGGUCACUCAAGAAGUUUCCUUGGGUGGUGUCCUGACCUAAGGGGUGGGCAGACUUGCUGCUCCAAGAGAAACCCAACCAGCUUCCUGGCAGGGAGCUCUGUUGUCAUAGACUAAGUCAGCUCUGACCUGUGGUCAUUCAUUCAUUGUUCUACCUGGGUCAAAACACCCCAUUAAUCUGAGACCCUUCAUUGUCAUUGUUCAUUGUCAGAAGGUCCCUCCUGGCAAUCCCCAAACUGCCCAGGAAAUCCAGGUGCCACCCUGUCUGCUGGCAGCACCACAGCCCACCAGAGGGUAGGACCAGAACCUGGUCGGAGCACCCCCCAGUCGGGCCUAACCAAGGUGGGCCCAUCAGGGCUUCUUCUGCCGUUUCCAGAGGGCUCAACAGGCAACACAACAACCCCCAGCACCCAGGGCAGGGACACCAGUGUCUGCCACAAUGCCCAGUGUUUGAACCCCAGCCUGAGAUGACAGUGAAUUUGGGUUCACACCUUCACCAGCUCCCCAGAAUGUACAAUUUUCAGCACCAGGAAGACACUAAAAAUAGUUCUGUCCCUGCAGCUCCUGGAAGGUCAGGUGUGAGUAUGUAACCUCUGAGCUCCUCCCUGUCAGUGUUUUCUUGGUCUGAGUUUUUCAAACUAUUUUAAUAGGAUCUGAAGUGCUGCAAUGUGAGGAUUCUGUUGGGAAUUCUAAUGUAAUUUUUAGAGGGCUGGAGCAACUCUGCUCUGGAGCCAGGCUGGGAGAGUUGGGGUGUUCAGCCUGGAGAAGAGAAGGCUCCAGGGAGACCUUAGAGCACCUUCCAGGGCCUGAAGGGGCUCCAGGAAAGCUGGGGAGGAGCUUGGGACAAGGGCAGGGAGGGAUGGGAUGAGGGAGAUGGAUGAAAACUGGGAGAGGGGAGAUGGAGGUUGGACAUGAGGAGGAAAUUCUUGGCUGUGAGGGUGGUGAGAGCCUGGCCCAGGUUGCCCAGGGAAGCUGUGGCUGCCCCAUCCCUGGCAGUGUUGAAGGGCAGGUUGGAUGGGGCUUGGAGCAACCUGGGCUGGUGGGAGGUGUCCCUGCCCAUGCAGGGGGUUUGGGACUGGAUGAUCUUUAAAGUCCCUUCCCACCCAAACCAGUCUGGGAUUCAAUGAUUCUAUGAUGAUAUGUAGAUGUUCCAGCAUAGGACUCUCAGCUGACAGUUGUGUUGUUGUGUAAAUCCAUCUGCUUUUAUGUGUCACCCUUCAUGUGCAAAGUUCUCUGCUUCCCUUUUGUUCAGCCCCAGCCAUUUUACACUGGGAAAAACAGCCACAAUGACCCAAAUUCUGCCCUAUUUGGGCCAUUUCUUCCUCUCUUUUCAGCACUCCAGCAAAAUGAGCUUGGUGGUGGGUUGGGCACGGACGUGUUUCCCAUGUCAUGUAGCACUCUGGUGGGUUUGCUGCUCCACUGCUGGCAACCUCAGUGCAGGAAUGGAUUUUUCAGAAUCUAGUGAAAACCAGAUGAGUGGUCACUGGUGGAGCUGGAGCAAAACUCCCCAGGGACAGCUCUGGGUGGGUGGAAUUGAACUGGUUUGGAGCUGCAGGGACCCUCUGUUCUAUGGCUGCUCACACACAUUAAUCUGCCGUUUCGUCUCGUGCUUGGGCCAAGUGAGUCUGUCAAGGCCAGAGAGAAGCUCAGGACAGGGAGCAGAACCCCCAUGUGUCCCACAGCAGGGGAGAUGCUCUUCAGCAGUGGUGAAGGUGUCAGCUGGUGGCUGUCACCUGAGGAGAACCUGGCCUAGAGGAAGGAAAAUUGCAGCCAGGCCAUGACAGGUUUUUGUUUGUGGACAAAAUGUGUCUGACAAGAACAAAUGAGAUGAACCCAGUUUCCAGCAGUGGUUUCCACAGGGGCUUUGUUCAAUUGAAAUAGUUUCUGAAUGCUUGUGAGGAGUCCUGGCCAUGCAGGCAAAACAAGCCCUAAAAUAAGCCAUAAUUACACAACAAAAUCCAAGAGGGGUUCCUGGACAGACCAUAAGGGCUUGUUAGAAGCUGCCUGGCUGUGGUGGGUGUCACCUCCUGGCCUUCUGGCUGUAGAUCCCAAACAGGGUGCUGCAGUCAUUCAUCUCAUUAGGGUUCCACAAUGUCAUGCUCAUGGCUCUGCAGUUUUUUGUCUGCUCUUACUCUAGCAUGUUGAAACCUCCCCCAUGAGUGCACAGCCCCAGAGACACCCACACGUCCUUAAAAAACACCACAAAACCAAACAAACUGCUCCUCCAGGAUCUUCUUCAAUCUCUUUCAAUACAUUUCUGCUUGUCAGGUUUUAGUGAUGGAAGCCAGAAGCUAAAGCAAAAUGUAAAUUGCAAUAAAUGUCUGUUUGUUUUCAAAGGG
This is a messenger RNA of Apus apus (common swift), 3503 nucleotides long. It is a transcript of the gene ARL2BP, whose product is annotated as ADP ribosylation factor like GTPase 2 binding protein. Gene Ontology annotation, biological process: positive regulation of tyrosine phosphorylation of STAT protein; maintenance of protein location in nucleus. The transcript is spliced from 7 exons. Gene Ontology annotation, cellular component: mitochondrial intermembrane space. Lineage: Eukaryota; Metazoa; Chordata; Aves; Apodiformes; Apodidae. The record is from RefSeq and is a predicted model, not a curated record. Bases 147 to 617 code for a protein of 156 amino acids.